Messenger RNA from Vespa mandarinia (Asian giant hornet), 1252 nucleotides. RefSeq lists its product as uncharacterized. The record is from RefSeq and is a predicted model, not a curated record. Gene Ontology annotation, cellular component: extracellular region. Gene Ontology annotation, molecular function: chitin binding. Lineage: Eukaryota; Metazoa; Arthropoda; Insecta; Hymenoptera; Vespidae.
UCUGAUAGAGAAUCCAGAGUUAUAUACCUGGUGGAGGCAACUUUCAGCGGGUCGCACUAUAUAAGAGAAUGACGAGCCGACCGCCCAUGAUAAAAGCUCGUGUGUGUUGUCAAUCCUGUGUACGUGCUCAUUGUUAAACUUUCCCUCUCUACCUUCGUGUCUUGUCGACAGUAUGUAUCGUGUUUGUCUGCUGUUCGUAAUCGCGACAUCGGCGGCGCAAGGUCCUUACGAUUUAGAAUCAAGAGCUGUAACUCUUCCUGGCAAACCAACAUUAGGGCCACUUUAUACGUCCGCAUUAGGUGGGAGUCAAGGUUUUCGUGAUAACAGUUACGAAGAUAAUGCUGUAACACCCACCCCAUCGUCUGCUCCACUUUACAGAAAUCCGAACAAUCAACCACCCUUGUAUCGUAAACCAACAUCGUCACCGCUCGAUGGUUCUCAUGAUUAUCAAUCAAGUGUAAGAGUAGGAGGUGGUCCACCACCACGUGGUCCACCACCUCUUCGUGGUGGUGGUGGUCCGAUUGGUCCCAAUGGCCCGAUCAAUGCGGAAGAACUCGAGGAAGAGAAAGAGGAACCGGAUCGUUUGACCCUUUUACUUCCUCAGAGCAAGUUCGAUUGUGUUGGUAAACAAACUGGAUAUUAUGCCGACGAAGAUUUGCAUUGCGAGGUCUUCCAUUAUUGUCAUGAAAAUGCGAAACAUUCCUGGAUCUGUCCAGAAGGAUUUACAUUCCAUCAGGUUCACCUGAUUUGUAUGCCACCGAGCGGUGAUAUCAGUUGCAAAAAGAGCUCGCAAUAUCAUUUCGUCAAUGAAUAUCUUUACAAACCAUUGAACCAAGCCGAAGCUGAAACGAAACCUAACGUGACCUUGAGAUACAGCGAGAGGUAUUAUCCAGCGGAUAUAUAUACCGAUGAAAGGGAGGCAGGCGAUUAUCAGAUCACUCCUACGUCAGCACCUGUUCGACGUCCUCUGCAACAGGUUUUCACCGGUCAACCAUCAGCAGCUUUGAACAGCAUUCCUUCGUCGGCACGUCCUCAAAUACAAGUACCGCAAUUUCGUCUACCGGUGAAUCAAGUUUUUCAUAGUCCCGAAGAAGUGAAUAUACCUCUUCAACAUAGACGACCUCAACCACAACAGCAUCAAGCGAUCAGAAGAUUCCCUCAAGUUCGACCUGCGGAAGAAGAUUACGAGUAAACUCUGAGAAUUUCUUUUCCCAUAUAUAUAUAUAUAUAUAUAUAUAUGUGUAUAUAUAUA